This is a messenger RNA of Ostrinia nubilalis (European corn borer), 670 nucleotides long. Its product is annotated as zinc finger protein 879-like. NCBI's taxonomy places the organism in Eukaryota, Metazoa, Arthropoda, Insecta, Lepidoptera, Crambidae. Gene Ontology annotation, cellular component: nucleus. The transcript is spliced from 6 exons. Bases 35 to 670 code for a protein of 211 amino acids. The record is from RefSeq and is a predicted model, not a curated record. Gene Ontology annotation, molecular function: DNA-binding transcription factor activity, RNA polymerase II-specific; RNA polymerase II transcription regulatory region sequence-specific DNA binding. Gene Ontology annotation, biological process: regulation of transcription by RNA polymerase II.
AGGUCAGCUCAAGCUUGACUGAAGGGUUUAUGUUAUGAAGGCCAUGCAGCUGCAUCUCGUCACGCACGACGCGCCCGCGCACCUCUACUGCCACCAGUGUGACGUCACCUUCAAGAAUCGCAUGACGUAUUACCAACACAUGAAGUACAACUUGAAACACAUUGAUCCUGCCAAACUUAAGCACGCGUGCGCCACGUGCGGCAAGAAGUUCACGAAAGCGGCUCGCCUGGAGGAACACAACGUCGCCGUGCAUCUCAAGACCACGCCCGUUAGCUGUACCAUGCCCGACUGUAGCUUCGCGUGCUCAUCGCGAACGGUUCUGCGAACACACAUCCGCAUGGUGCACCGCAACCUGCGCGCCGCCAGGAACCACGUCUGCCACGCCUGCGGGAAGGCUUACAAGACCAAGACAUCGCUGGAGGGCCAUUUGCGCGCGCAUUCGGGCGAGCGUCCGUUCGCGUGCGCACUGUGCUCGUCCACGUUCGCGUACGAGGCCGCGCUCUACAACCACAACAAGCUCGUGCACCAGAAGGGGAAGAAAACCGCCCAAUCGUCAGGCAACGCCGGCAACGCGCGGCCAUCCGUCCAACGCGUCGUCCCACCACCAGAAGCCUUCCCGCCUCUCGUGGCCACCAUCAAACUCGCACACAUCUAUUGUGAUCAACAGUGA